GUGUUCAGGGAAUGGUUACCGGCGAUUAGCGAAAUUCCAUCAGACAUGGCGGACGAAGCUGUUGCCAAGGCAGGAUUGCACUUCGAUGAGUUGAAUAAAAUCAGGGUAUUGGAACCUGAAAUUCACCAGCAGACAUCAGAAUUGAAAGAAGAGUGUCAGGAGUUUGUAGAAAAAAUUGGCAGCUUUCAGACAAUAGUUGAAGGGUUGAUUAAGAUGGUGGAUUCACUGGCAAAAGAAGUUGAGAAAGAAAAAAUGAAGGCCAUUGGAUCUCGUAACUUGUUGAAGUCCAUUGCCAAGCAGAGAGAAGCCCAACAACAGCAGUUGCAGGCUUUGAUAGCAGAGAAGAAGACACAACUCGAAAGAUAUCGGAUACAAACCGCCGCACUGCAGAAGGAAGAAACAGAGCAAAAUGAAUUCAUUGAGCAAUUUAUCUUGCAAAAAUGAACAGUCGCCGAUAUUCAGUCCUCAGCCUUCUUUUGCCAUGAAGCUUCUUGAUUGUCUCCAAAAAUACAGUACAGUGGUCGUGAAACCGAAGGUACAUUUUCAUUACCAGUGGGAGAAAUUUGGGGGAUUGGGUCCAUUAUUGGUUCUAAGCCACCAAAGUAUUGCCAAACUCAGAGCUUAAAUCAUCAGAGGGUCCUGGGUGUGAGGCAUCAGUGGACAUGACCCCAGAACUAAAUGUUUAUGGGGGAACAUAUCGAGCGAAAGGCAAGUUUGCCAGACUGUUUUAUUUCCCUUCCUCCACAAAGAGUGUAAGCCCCCCUCCACGAAAAAUAGCUUCAACCCCUAGAAUGGAGUGUUUCCUGUCAAUAUUAUUUAGAGACCGGUGGCUAGCUACGGUUUAACGGGUGUGAUUAGCCAUGUCAAUUUGGAUGCGGAAUAUUUAAACUUUUGCCAGGCCAAUAGUAAUGCUUUAACAUGAAAUAUGUUUCAGCAGGGAGGCGAAUAAAACACGAGUACCUGUCCUUGCUAAACCUCUGUUCAUCACAAUGUGGUAAUUAAUUUUUCAAUGAUAAUCAUCGAUAAAUCGUUUGACGGCAAUUUAUUUCAGUCAGUGGUUAUUGUGUGUCAUUUUAGAUAACUGAACAAUUUAUGGUGAAAUUAUUUUCGGCAGCGAAGAAGAAAAAGCAAAUAUGCUAUCAGCUCCCGCUGGAUUUGUGCAUUGAGCGGGCAUCCCUUUUCUCAUUUACAUACACCCGGCAGGAUUCUGCCGGAUUCAUUACCCCCUACUGGUCCCUACGUUCAGAGGACGUCUGUAACUGACGUCUGGAGACUAGGCACGGACGGGAACCAGUGUACCUUUAGAAAGGCCAAGAAAGGUUACUUAAUGAUAUUCCUAAGUUAUUUACAGAAAAAAUUUGGACUCGCCCAUUUCAGGUGAUAAAGCAGUACUAUACCGUCUACUUACAGAAGAUUGUGUGGGGUGUUCUUGGUUUUUGAGUUCCCUGACAUUGCCAAUAAUUUGUUAUAUAUAAGAUCAAUAAGAUCAUAUACAUGAUCAUAUAAGAUAAGACCAGGCCGGACAAAAUGAGUCUUUAGUCGCCGGAGCCACUUUUGAGUUGAAGGCCCUUCAAAGAGUUUUCCACGGCGGAGAUCAGUAGGAAUCCUUGGCAUUUUUCACCCACCUAAUGUUUCUUAUGAUGACUAAAGCAAAGUUAUUGGAGGAACAGUGGCUUCAAGACCCAUUUAGUGAAAUCCGGUCGCAUAUCUGCCACUGUAGGCAAACUUAAGAAGUUAUUUUUGUUCAUCAUUUAGAGGGAUGUAUCUCCAAAGUGACUUCUGUUAAAUUGGAAAAUAUGAAAAUGCAAAUAUGGAUACUGUUCAAGUCCGAAUGCUUGACGUCUGUGA
Acanthaster planci (crown-of-thorns starfish) is the source of this 1848-nucleotide messenger RNA. It is a transcript of the gene ift20, whose product is annotated as intraflagellar transport 20. Gene Ontology annotation, biological process: cilium assembly; protein localization to cilium. Gene Ontology annotation, cellular component: intraciliary transport particle; non-motile cilium; ciliary base. Lineage: Eukaryota; Metazoa; Echinodermata; Asteroidea; Valvatida; Acanthasteridae. The record is from RefSeq and is a predicted model, not a curated record.